Molecule: messenger RNA, 1748 nt
Organism: Cheilinus undulatus (humphead wrasse)
Lineage: Eukaryota; Metazoa; Chordata; Actinopteri; Labriformes; Labridae
Product: interleukin-1 receptor accessory protein-like
Exons: 9
Coding region: 2-1057 (351 amino acids)
Molecular function (GO): interleukin-1 receptor activity
Source: RefSeq, a predicted model, not a curated record
GAUGACUGGCACAGUACCUCUGCUUCUCCUCUCUGCUCUGGUGACAGGCGUGCUUUCAUGGAGACCAAAAGAGGUAUAUAUCAAGGCUGGAGAGAUGGUGGCACUGUGGUGCCCCCAUUAUAAAGGGUUUGAUGACACCAAUCUGAUCUGGACCAAUCACACAGACCAGGAGACUGGUCUAAGCAGCAGUAUGUCAUCAGCUGAGCAGAGAAAGAUGGGAGUGCUGCUUCAUGAGAGAACUCUUGUGAUUCUCAGCGCUAACAUAAACCAUCAGGGGAAUUACUCAUGCUCUUACGGGAAUGUCAGUCGUCAGUUCUGGUUCAGACUGACUGUUUACACAACACAGAGCAGAGAGUAUGAAGAGAAGGCCACAUACUCUAAAACAUGCUACACUCAAGAGUCCUGCACGUUGAAUUGUCCUGAUGUUGGUCUCCCUGCUGUAAAUACACCAAAUAUGACCAGGAGCGGCCUCUCUUGGCACAAGAAAGGAGAGUCACGGCAAAAGGUUGAUUACUUCAAUAGUGUGGAGGAGAAUGACCAAGGUGUCUACAUCUGUACCAGAUCUUACUCGUACAAUCAGCAUACAUACAAAAUGACCUUUGCAGUGGCCCUUGAUGUCCAUCCAAGAAUAAUAUCUGGAAAAACAGAGAUACUCUCACCACACCACAAUGAAGUAUUUCAUGUAGAUUUAGGCUUGACAGUGGUGAUUGAAUGCAAAGCUGUGAUAUAUUCAGAUUUUGAUGAGGUGUUUUGGUUAAGUGGAACUUCCUUUGUGGAAAGGAAUGACAACCUACCAGUUUUCUAUAAUUCUACACGAGAAAAUGCUGCUGAGGAAAUGAAGGUGACGGCCUCCUUGAUUUUCAAAAAAGUGUCAAAGGAGGAUAUAAAGAGAAAGUACACCUGUAAACUAGAGUCUGAUGAUCAGCCGUCAAGCUUUGCCACCAUCACUUUGGCUCAAAAAGAUGGAAAAAGCCAUGAUGUCUCUCUGACGAACUACAAGAGCGUCACAGACGCAGGACCAAAUGAGGUGGACAGAGAAAGGCAGGAGAAUGUAUGAAUGAAAGCUGUACCAGAGGCAGUGUCGGACUGUAUCAAACACAGCUGAACAGUGAUUCUGUUUCUCACUGCUUUAGCUCCUGGUCUAGAAUCUGCUCUGCUGAAAGACAUUCAUGCAUUUGUUCUGGAGCAAAAGACUCGCUUAGUUUUCAUCAAAACAAGGUCAAAAGAAGGUCCGGCUCAGUAGCAGAGACUUUACAGCUUCUCAGUGACUCUCUGUUCUCUGUCACCUGCAAAGGAAAAUGCCCCAUGAUAUCCUCCUCCUCCUUCUGGAAGCAGCUACGCUAUCACCUUCAAGCUCCACAGCAUGAACCAAAAACAAGGCUUUUACCUGAGACAGCUUCUCCUCUGUUAAUGAAUGUACCCUAUCAGAGCUUUUCAGUAUUAGAAAUAGGAGUCUCUCACUGUAACUUAAGAUACUCUCCAAGAUCAGAAUAGAACAGAUCAUCUGUAUUUAACUAAAAACUAUUUAACACUAUAUUAAUGUUUUUAUUGUAGCUUUUAUGAUUUUAUUGUAAAGAAUUGAAAUUAAGCUAAGUUAGUCCUUGAAGACUGUCAUACUCACUGGUACUAUUUACUCUAUACUCCUGAUUCUUUCAGAUCCUUCUUCUUCAAACCUAAUGAUAAGAUAUUCUAAGCUUUUGUGUAUUUGUGAAUCCUGCUGCCCAUUAUUCCUACUCUGCAGACAUUGU